This is a messenger RNA of Pogonomyrmex barbatus (red harvester ant), 1028 nucleotides long. It is a transcript of the gene Fdx2, whose product is annotated as Adrenodoxin-like protein 2, mitochondrial Ferredoxin 2. Gene Ontology annotation, biological process: P450-containing electron transport chain. Gene Ontology annotation, molecular function: 2 iron, 2 sulfur cluster binding; electron transfer activity. Gene Ontology annotation, cellular component: mitochondrion. The record is from RefSeq and is a predicted model, not a curated record. NCBI's taxonomy places the organism in Eukaryota, Metazoa, Arthropoda, Insecta, Hymenoptera, Formicidae.
AGGACUUCUGUUCGGAGAAACUUGUUCUGCCAAUUCGUCGAGACGCCGAUGGAUCAGUCGUCGAUGAUCUGGCUCCCGAUGACGGUGCGUUCGGUCGUCGCGGUUGUUGGGACGACUCGCGACGCCUGAGAGAAAUUGAACGCACGCCGCGUGUUUCGCAAUUCGCAAAUUCGUCGAUCGAAUCCUCAUCAGCGAAGCCUGAGGGGGGAGGGGGUCUGAGGGUUGUCGCAAUCGCGACGCAUUCAGGGGCAUUGUGCAAUCACGCCGGAUACGAGAUGCAUGAUCUAGCGUGAUCUCUCAGGACAGUGACAUUGAAUUCCACGGUGGUUCCGAAAUCACCGAGUAAAACGCGAUCGCGCGGAUCGAUUUAACGCUCGAACAUCGAACAAUGGCACUGAUGCAGAGACUGCGAUCUUCGUUCUUCGUUCUGGGAACGAAUUAUGCCAAGUGGACGUCUAGUCAGGUGAUCCUUGCGAGAGCCGUGUCCACCAUGCAACCGCUCUCCAAAAAAAACGAGGUCACUAUAACGUUUGUUAAAGCCAAUGGGGAGAGGAUAAAGGCAAAAGGGAAAGUGGGAGACAGUAUUUUAGAUAUUGUCGUAAACAAUGACAUCGACUUGAAUGGCUACGGAGCUUGCGAAGGAACAUUGACAUGCAGCACUUGUCAUUUAAUCUUUCCCAAGGACGUAUACGACAAUCUUCCAGCCAAGCCUACGGAUGAAGAGAAUGAUAUGCUAGACUUGGCGCAAGAGCAAACCGAUACCUCGAGACUGGGCUGCCAGAUAACAAUGACUGAGGAACUAGAUGGCAUUGAAGUGAGAGUACCGGCUGGCAUUAAUGAUGCGAGAGUUUCUUAAUAAACAUAAACACGAUAACUCAAUGAAGAGUUUAAUCGACACUUAGGUAAAUUAAAUUUAAAUUGAUUCCAUAUUUAGAACACUUUGACAAAUCUUUUUUUCAUAUAAGAGCAAUACUUUAUGUACAUAAUAGCAAAAAAAUUAUAUUCCAAAGUAUAUUUGGAUUUACCAA